AUGGUUGCGGACAACCACUAUCCUCACAAAGACGAGCUCACCGUCACUCAACGGGAAAAAAUCAAAGAGCUCCGUACCAGGGCUCAGGACAUCCUUGCUCUGUAAGAAACUUUUCAAGAUCGUGUAAAAUUCCUUUUUUAGCUAUCCCGAAUAUGAUACGGAUUUCUCAAUGCUCCGUUGGCUCAUGGGAUGGGAUUAUAACAUUGGUUAGUCUCAAUUGAUCGAGUCAUCAGGAACGGAAAAUUGCAGAUGUUAUCCUGCCGAAGAUGAGACAUGCAGUGAACACCUUGAUCGGAUUGCGCCUCCACAAACAGAAAUUGAUGGAAAGAGAGCAAGUCAAUGAGUUCAUCAGAUCGCUGUCCAAUGCAACGGAGUUCUUCCCAGGUAUUCUUAUUGUGCUGAAACAUCUUUGCCGUGUUUUGUCAAAAUUAAUUAUUGUCAUAAAACGAUUUCAGGUGGCCUCAUGAGCCAAACGGAUAGAGGAGACGUUGUGUACAUGCAAGCCGUCGCGAAGGUUUCUAUCAAAAUCCGGAAGUAAGACAAAAAAAGUUUCCAGUGCCACCCUAAAACAUUGGUUAAAGCCGGUUCCGUGUCCGAGCUCUACCGUCUUUCAAUUGCCGAAACAGAAAUGGCUUUUAAACUUGUCCGGUAAUUUUUCAUCGAAAUGAGAAAUGACCUCUUCACUUUGUAGACGAGCGGAAGAGACGACAGGAAGGAAGCUUGGAGUGGUCAUCAUCAUGGAUUUGGACGGUUUCAGCAUGGAUUUGCUUUACACUCCUACUCUCAAAAUCUACUUGAACUUGCUGACUCUCAUGCAGGUUUUUUUCCUUAAAAUAAACGCUGAUAAGCAACGUUUUCCAGGAAAUUUUCCCGGACUUUGCUCGACGAAUCUUCUUAAUCAACUGCCCCAUGAUGAUGUCCACCGUGUACGCGAUGAUCUCGCCAGUUUUGUCGGUUCAGACCAGAGAAAAGGUGAAUAAACUUUCUGAACCUUUUAAAAGUGAUCAUGUUUAAAGGUGCGCUUCUUGGACAAAGAAUGGAAGAAGUUCCUUGCUGAAGAAGUUGGCUCAGCUCAUCUUUUCCCUCACUGGGGCGGAGAGAAAAAAGCUUCGAUUCCGACGGGAGACGUGCGGAUGGGUGGAAAAGUUCCGGAAAAAAUUUGGUGAGCUUUUAUUUCAGAAGUUCAAAUUAAAAACUUGUCUUGCAGGUACAAAGCCGACAGUCAUCCACUAGAGGCAGGAAAAACGAAAGUCAAUGUUGGAGCUCGAUCUCGUCAGGAGGUUGGUAGAUCUUCAAAUUCACCACAUCCGUCUCGAUUCAGAUCAAAAUGGCUGGACAAAAGGGAAAGAAAUUCCGAUGGCUUUGGACGAGUUCCGGCGACAUUGAUUUCAGCAUUGAGAAAGAUGGAAAAACGGCAAGCAAUUUUCUUUUUGAGCACCAUAUUCACUGAUAUCUUUCAGAUUUACCCUGUUUUCCGGUCCAUCACCGACUAUCAUCCAGAAAUUGGCAGUUUCGAUUGCGAACACGACGAAGAGCACGUUUUCGUGUUCAGCAAUGCUCACGGCAAAAUUUUCAGUAAGGAUGUGAAAUACAAAAUUGUCUUGGAAUGAUCGUUUUUGUUACUGUUUUGUACUAUAAUUACUACGGUUACUUGUUUGAGUAGAUUUUCCAAAAAGCUCGAAUUUCCACUGAAAACUGUAAACUUUGUUCACUUGCGGUCUUUUCCAUGCAUUUGACGAUUUCCGCAUUUUUUGAUUGCUCCGCAUCUGUGAUAGUCACGUGUUGCAUCAGUCUUAUCAGUUGUUGAACCGCUCCGGAGCGACCUUAUCUUCUUUUGAAGAAGUCCAUAAAGCUGUCGUUAAAAAAUUAGCUUCUGUUAUGACCACAUUUUGAUUGAAGCAUGGAAUUAAAAAAUUACGACAGAAAAAAAAACACGAAAAAUCUCGCUAUAACAUGCUUUGAGUCUACAGUUCCCUAAGAGAAAGACUGUGAUGUGAAUUUUCAAAGAAGACAAAUGAACUUGAUGAAAGUAUCCGCGAACUAACUGGCGGCAUCCGCCUUUCUUUUCAUUAACCGGGUCAUUUGAAAAGAUUCGCUUUCAUUCGAUACUCCUAGGUGGCGCAAUCGCUUUUCGGAGACUUUUCAACCCAGCACGACCGUCUCAGCACCUAUCACAUCCCCAUAAAUUAUCUUCUUUUUUCGGUUUGGCUAAUUGUUUCUACAGAAAAUAGUUCGAAGUCUUCGUGCGAGCCAUUUGGGAAAGUUUUGAGAUAAUUUUACUGGUAGACGAUCAGAAGGACCAAUUUUUUUGGUUUUUUUGUGAAGCGCCAGAAGAUUUCAGUAUAUUCAUAUACAUAUGUAAAUCUAUGCACUAUAUCAAAAGUUGCGUUUUUCAAAACUUCAAAUCUGUUUCCGUCGGAAAAUUUGUUUUUUUUUCUCAAUUUUACCAGUGAAGCUCCGUUCUAAGACACCUUGAAAUUUCGGCUUUGAUAGGCAAAACGAAGAACUUUCCUGCUGAAGUGGAAAUUGUCGAAUAUACAUGAUCAUCAUUUUUUGGUUGAUGGAAGAUCUAAUUUGAUCUCCAUAUUAAACGAGAAUUGAAUGAAGCUUCUUUGUAGUUGACGACUUUUUUUUUAGAUAAAGCUGUCUCGAUCGAACAAAACCUGAUAAACUUGAUAAAAUCCCAUGAAUGAAUUUUUCAGCCACCUCUAUUUUUGCUGGAAAUCUCUUUGAAUCCUCAGCCUGACGUUAAUCAAUCACAGCUUUUUUUUUCUCCUGACAGCAGUAAGAGUGAGAAGAGAAAGCGGAGUUGGAGUCUAUCCGAACCUCCGUGGGUUGUCCCAAAUCGCGUCCGCACUCUGAUUCUCCUUAUCAGCGGGAGAUGAUGUUUACGUGGAUCUGACCGCGUUCCUCCAAGUCCGAGACGACUCAGCGCUCGUCGCCGCCCAGCUUGGCUUGUCUGCAGCAGGAGUUGUUACUUAA
Molecule: messenger RNA, 2982 nt
Organism: Caenorhabditis auriculariae
Lineage: Eukaryota; Metazoa; Nematoda; Chromadorea; Rhabditida; Rhabditidae
Source: the annotation of a GenBank genome assembly